ACCGGGCUCUGGUCCGUCUCCUACGGGUCGGUGGUGCUGGUGGCGGUGUUCGGGAACCUGGUGGUGAUGUGGAUCAUUCUGGCGCACAAGAGGAUGCGGACGGUCACCAACUAUUUCCUGCUGAACCUGGCGUUCUCCGACGCCUCCGUGGCCGCCUUCAACACUUUGGUCAACUUCAUCUACGGGGUCCACGGCGACUGGUACUUCGGCAAAAGCUACUGCCGCUUCCACAACUUCUUUCCCAUCACCGCUGUUUUCGUCAGUAUCUACUCGAUGGCGGCGAUCGCGCUGGACAGGUACAUGGCUAUUAUACAUCCUCUGCAACCAAGAAUUUCAGCCAUGGCGACUAAAGUAAUCAUUGCAAGCAUCUGGCUUCUGGCAUUUGUUCUUGCCUUCCCGCAGUGUUUUUACUCAGAUAUCCGGCAGUUUUCAAAACGUAAUGUCUGCUUUGUGGACUGGCCAAGAGGCCCACAUCAACAAAAAUUUAUAUAUCAGAUUGUUGUCUUUGUUCUGGUCUACUUUCUGCCAUUGGUUGUGAUGGCUAUUACUUACACCAUUGUUGGAAUCACUUUGUGGGGCGGACAAAUUCCUGGUAACACUUCAAAUAAUUACCAUGAACAACUAAGAGCCAAGCGAAAGGUUGUUAAAAUGAUGAUUGUGGUUGUGCUGGCGUUCACCAUUUGCUGGUUGCCCUACCACAUCUACUUUUUUGUGGUUAUCCGGUAUCCAACCAUCAACCGCUGGAAGCCCAUUCAGCAGGUUUACUUAGCUGUGUUUUUACUGGCAAUGAGCUCUGCCAUGCAUAACCCCAUUAUAUAUUGCUGCCUGAACAGCCGCUUUAGGGCAGGGUUUAAGCGAGCUUUCCAGUGGUGUCCCUUCAUUGAAGUUUCCAACUAUGAUGAACUAGAAUUGCGUUCAACUAACUUUCACCCCACUAGAGAAAACAGCACCUUCACCAUCUCUCGGCUAGAGUCCAGCAUGACAGUGGAGUUUGAGACAGCUGAAAACGACAGCCAGGAGGUCUGCAGGAAAAAGAGUUCAGCUUUGCAGGAUAUGAUUUUCAACGGAUACUCUCCGAGUAAUUCUAAAAACAUUUCAAGAACCUCGAGCUUGUUUACCACUAUAAAUACAUCUGUAGAUGAGUACUCCUAG
Molecule: messenger RNA, 1152 nt
Organism: Callorhinchus milii (elephant shark)
Lineage: Eukaryota; Metazoa; Chordata; Chondrichthyes; Chimaeriformes; Callorhinchidae
Product: neuromedin-K receptor
Exons: 5
Coding region: 67-1152 (361 amino acids)
Biological process (GO): positive regulation of flagellated sperm motility; G protein-coupled receptor signaling pathway
Cellular component (GO): sperm midpiece; plasma membrane
Molecular function (GO): tachykinin receptor activity
Source: RefSeq, a predicted model, not a curated record